AUGCAGAAGCCUUGUUUGCCCAUCUCCAAUGAACCCCUGAGAAUCCGAACCUGCUAUAUCAGAGAUCCUGUAUCAGAUGGGGCUUGGGAUACUGAGGGAGCCGGAAGGAGAGGAGUACCUCAUGCCCUGGUGGCUGCCAGACAGGCCGCUAGGCGACUCCAGGGUGUCCUCGCAGUCCCUCCAGUGCAAGGACCCCUGCUUCUGAGUCGAGACCCUGCACAGUACUGCCAUGCUGUCUGGGGAGACCCAGACACCCCAAACUACCACAGGUGCAGCCUCUUGAACCCAGGGUACAAAGGAGAGAGUUGCCUGGGAGUAAAGAUCCCUGAUGCCCAUCUCCGUGGUUACGCACUGUGGCCAGAGCAGGGUCCCCCACAACUGGUCCAGCCAGAUGGGCCUGGGGUCCAAAACACUGAUUUUCUCCUGUAUGUGCGGAUUGCCCACACUUCCAAGUGCCAUGGAGAGCCUUCUAUCAUAGCCUAUGCUGCCUGCUGCCAGCUGGACUCAGAAGACAGGCCCCUUGCUGGUACCAUUGUCUACUGUGCCCAACAUCUUGCCAGCCCCAGCCUCAGCCAUAGUGACAUCAUCACGGCCACACUACAUGAAUUGCUCCAUGCUCUGGGUUUCUCUGGACAGCUCUUCAAGAAGUGGCGGGAUUGCCCCUCAGGACCCGGUGUUCCAGAGAACUGUUCUACAAGGCCACAAGUCACAAGGCGUGAUGAGUGGGGACAGCUGCUUCUCACUACCCCAGCUGUUAGCCACAGCCUGGCCAAACACUUGGGAGUGCUGGGGGCUUCACUGGGUGUUCCCUUGGAAGAAGAGGGCGCUUUGUCUUCACACUGGGAGGCCCGACUGCUCCAGGGUUCUGUAAUGACCGCUACCUUCAAUGGUGCCCGGCGCACUCGACUUGAUCCCGUCACUCUUGCUGCCUUCAAAGAUUCAGGCUGGUACCAAGUCAACCACAGUGCUGCAGAGGAGCUGUUGUGGGGCCGGGGAUCUGGCCUGGAAUUUGGCCUGGUGACCACAUGUGGGGCUGGCUCCUCAGACUUCUUCUGUACUGGCAGCGGACUGGGCUGCCACUACCUGCACCUGGACAAGGGGAGCUGUUCCUCAGACCCCACGCUGGAAGGCUGCCGCAUGUACAAGCCCCUGGCCAAUGGGAGUGAAUGCUGGAAGAAGGAAAAUGGAUUCCCACCUGGGGCAGACAACCCCCACGGGGAAAUUUACCAUUCCCAGAGUCGUUGCUUCCUUGCCAACCUCACUUCACAACUGCUCCGUGGGGACGAGACCAGGCGUCCCUCUCAGAUCCCACACCUGAAGGAAGCAGAGCUCACUGGCCGCUGCUACUUACAUCAAUGCACAGAAAGGGGAGCAUACAAUGUGCAGAUACCUGGGUACCAUGGUCUUCUCUUCUGUCCCCGGGGUCGGCUGUGUCAAACAAAUGAAGGUACCAAUGCUGUUACUUCCCCACCUGUGAGUCUUGCCACCCAAGACCCGUUAUUCCAUCUGUCUUUACAAUUAGCUGGGCCUCCAGGCCACUCUGUGGGGAAAGAAACGCUAGAAGAGCUGACUGAAGCAGUACUACAGGCUCUGGUGAGCAGAGGCCACACUGGCAGGUGCUAUUUCCACAGCCCCUCCACUACCACUGGACUGGUGUUCACUGUGUACAUGUGGAAGUCCUCUGGCUGCCACGGGCCUUCGGUUGGUAUGCUGCACAGGGCCCUGACCCUGAGUCUCCAGAAGAAGCCCCUGGAAGUAUAUUAUGGAGGAGCCAGCUUUACCACAGAACACAUCGAGUCACUGGUUACCUUGGACCAUAAUUCCUCCAUGACUCAUCUAGGGCUGUCCAUGGGACUCUGCCUAACACUGCUUAUCCUGGUGGGUGCACUGGGAACCAUGGCCUAUCAGAGAAGAGCUAUUCUCCAGGUGGCACCAGCUGCCCCUCACCAUUCACCAGAGCUCCAAGAAACAAGGGGCCCAGUUGAAGGAAUAAGAGAGGUGUGACAUGACAGGAUAGAUAGGGCAGAUUAUUUCUUGGAAGACAACUGGAUGGAAAGUCUAUACUUUUCUCAGAAUGCCUCUUUCUCUAGGUAUCAACUCUAUUCUAGCCUUGUAAUGAAAAAAUUCCAGAGACUUAUGGUUCUGAAGAUUCUUUAUUUUGAUACAAAAAA
Molecule: messenger RNA, 2171 nt
Organism: Felis catus (domestic cat)
Lineage: Eukaryota; Metazoa; Chordata; Mammalia; Carnivora; Felidae
Gene: CIROP
Product: leishmanolysin like peptidase 2
Exons: 15
Coding region: 1-2004 (667 amino acids)
Biological process (GO): cell adhesion; proteolysis
Cellular component (GO): cytoplasm; membrane
Molecular function (GO): metalloendopeptidase activity
Source: RefSeq, a predicted model, not a curated record